AUGGCACGUCCUCCACCACGGUAUAAUACAACCAUCCCAUGGAAAGACAUCUCCCCUUUGCCAGAGCCUCUCAAGUCGCCCGGGAAGCAAUCCCCAAGAGUGCUGGUGAUUGGAGGAGGAGUAACGUCCCUGGUCACAUCAUGGAUCCUCCUUGAUAAAGGCUAUCACGUCACCAUCGUGGCUAAAGAGUGGGCAUCCUGGACAGAUGGCCAGCGAAUCACGUCUCAGAUUGCGGGCGCAUUAUGGGAAUUCCCACCGGCAGUGUGCGGCAUGCACACCGACGUAAUAUCUCUUGACAAUUCUAAGCGUUGGUCAAUGGUAUCGUACCAAAUCUUCUGCGCUAUCGCGGAUGACCCUGAACUAUCGGCUCAGGUUGGCAUCCGUUUAGAGCAGUCAACAUUCUUUUUCCCCUAUCCCAUCGAAGAGGAUGCCGAGCAAUACGCAAAAAUGGUUGAGAUUGAGCAAACUGGAGUACGCGGGUUCCGACGCACUAAGGAUCUCAUUCGUGAGAGAAAUGUUAACCCUGAUUUUGGAGUGGUUGAUGCCUAUGAGCAUUUGGCGCCAAUUAUUGAUACUGAUCGGGCUAUGGGGUGGCUAAUGUCACUGGUACGGAGCAAGGGUGCAGCAUUUAUCAACGAGACGAUCCAUGGGAGCUUGUACAAAGCCGAGAACUCUCUCCUUGCUCGGUUUGAAGCCGACGUCAUUGUUAACGCUACUGGUUUAGGUGCAAUGGAGCUUGCGGACGAUAAGACAUGCUACCCACUGCGCGGCGGAGUGCUCCGGGUUAUCAAUGAUGGAGUUGAUUUUCCCCGAGUAUCGGCCUCAUUGAUUAUGUCGGCAGAUGCGCUUCACAGCCUGAAUGAGAUUAUUUUCAUUGUGCCGCGCAAUGAUAAUAUUCUGAUUGUAGGUGGUAUUGCAGAGCCCGACGAGUGGAAUCUUGGAGGACUCACGCUGGAGAGCCCGAUCAUCCAGCGAAUGCGGAAGAGGUGUGAAGAGUUUUUGCCAGCUCUGAAAUCUGCCCGCCUUGAUCCUGAAUAUCCCCUCGCACAGGGGCUUCGGCCGUUUAGGGGUACUAAUGUCCGGGUUGAGCGCGAGCUUAGGACCAAGUCUGUUAACAGUAGAGUCGGCCCUGUCCCAAGUCGUAUUGUUCAUUCAUAUGGGCAAGGAGGUGCGGGAUGGAGUUUGGCUUUUGGUUGUGCUAGUGAUAUCGCCGUACUGGUAGCAGAGGCAUUGGCAGACAAGCCGGCUAUUCCAAUGACGAUGAGUGACGGGAGCACUCCAGCAACCCCACAAAAAGUUCAGUCGUGGAGAUCAAGACUCUAA
This is a messenger RNA of Ophidiomyces ophidiicola, 1323 nucleotides long. RefSeq lists its product as uncharacterized. The record is from RefSeq and is a predicted model, not a curated record. The transcript has a single exon. Gene Ontology annotation, molecular function: D-amino-acid oxidase activity; FAD binding. Lineage: Eukaryota; Fungi; Ascomycota; Eurotiomycetes; Onygenales; Onygenaceae. Bases 1 to 1323 code for a protein of 440 amino acids.